AUGUACGACAAGUUACUCGCCGCUAAUGCAGGAUGGGAGGCCGAGCGUCCAGCAUCCUAUGACCCCCUCUGCUUUGAUAUACGGGCAGACCCUGAGGACGGGGUAGAUUUGGGCUGGGACGUCCGAUAUCAUGCAGACUGGCACGCGAUUGGAUGGGCGUACAAGACGCUGGCUCGGAUCCUUCUCGUGAUUCACAACCCAAGACAACCCCGAGUGGGACUCAAUAGGAUCUCGGCGUGGGAGAAAGUGCUGAAAGAGGUGCACUACUCAAUCAAGCUGCUAUGCUCCAUCGCUCGUUGCAGAGCGACAGUCCCAGGGCCCUCGCUGAUUGCAUGCAUGGCAGUGUGGCUUGCGGGGGACAUGGUUGAAGAAGGGCGGGAACAAAAAGAGGUCCUGGAGUUAUUAUCAGCAACUGAAGCAGUUCAUGGCUGGCCAACCGAAGAUAUCCGAACAGAGCUUGAGGGCGUGUGGUCAAGCGAGUCGUGA
Aspergillus calidoustus is the source of this 486-nucleotide messenger RNA. NCBI's taxonomy places the organism in Eukaryota, Fungi, Ascomycota, Eurotiomycetes, Eurotiales, Aspergillaceae. The record is from the annotation of a GenBank genome assembly.